UAACAGACUCUCAAUCCAGUCAACAGGUCGACUUCUAAAAGCACUCUUACCUUAGUUACAAUGCCCCCACAAGGUACAGCACGCCCAGCACAGGCUUCGGGCCCCGCCAAGACGAACUCAACCCCGGCCACCACCAAGGCGAAUUCCACCCCCCCCACAACCAAGACGACUUCAACUCCGGCCACUACAAAGGCGAACCAAACCCCGGCUACUACCAAGGCAAAUUCUACCCCUGCUACGACCAAGCCGAACUCGACACCGGCUGCAGCUUCGUCUUCGACCUCAAACGCAAGUUCGACCCCCGCCAAGGCGCCAACACCGGAGGAUGCCAAGUUCAAUGCCGAGCAAUCGCGCAAGGACGCCAUCAUGCAGGCGCACUGGAGGCAAUGGUCGGCGAGCGCCGAUACGGACCUGACGUACGUCAUCAUCUUUGACCAGUCGAGCGCGCCCGUCACGGCCGAGAUCAAGCGCAUCGCGGGCCCCGGCGUGAAGCCCGCCGCCGUCCCGCGCGUGCGCGGCCUGAUCGAGAUCAUCCAGGGCGCCAAGCUCGGCAACGUCCAGGCUGCCACCGUCAGCGCCGCCGUCUACUCCGAGAUCAAGGAGAAGUUCGACCUCAAGCCCAUGACCGUCAAGAUGGGCAAGGACCAGCGCACCGGUUUCGUCCCGUCGGCCCGCGCUUCCACCGGCGCCGGAACCCCCGGCCAGCAGGCGAGUGGGAACAGCAAUGCUGCUAAGACCGGCAACGCUGGAAGCGGCAGCGCUACCAAGGGCGGCAAUGGUGCGGGUGCCAGCACGGGAGCUGGCAAUGCUGCCAAGGGUACUGGUGGUGCUGGGGCUUCCACUGCCACCAAGACCGGCAACGCCGCGGCUUCCACUGCCACCAAGGGCGGCAGUGCUGGCGGUGCUAGCACCAAGACCACCAACUCUGGGGGAGCCGGCGGUGCGGUUAAGGGCAAGGGACAGGAGCGGUCUUAGAGCGUUGGCAGGUGGGCGGGUUCCAUUCUGCCAAUAAGGGUGUCAUUUUGGUCGCUUUGUAAAUUACAUACUUCUCCAGGGCAGUAAGGCGUUCUCGUGUUAGCAGGGCACUCGUUGCUGGAUGGCUGGUAUAAGUUGUAGUUGGUGCUUCGGAUUGGCUCGUCUCAUUGCUCAGAUAUGGCUUAUUUUCGUAUCAAAAAGGAUGAGAGCUAACAGACGGGUUUCGAGUACGAAUACUGGAGUCUUUAGAGGUAAUAUCAG
Messenger RNA from Chaetomium fimeti, 1236 nucleotides. RefSeq lists its product as uncharacterized. The record is from RefSeq and is a predicted model, not a curated record. NCBI's taxonomy places the organism in Eukaryota, Fungi, Ascomycota, Sordariomycetes, Sordariales, Chaetomiaceae. The coding region runs from base 61 to 975 and encodes 304 amino acids. The transcript has 2 exons.